Messenger RNA from Leptomonas pyrrhocoris, 627 nucleotides. RefSeq names its product putative mitotubule-associated protein Gb4. The transcript has a single exon. NCBI's taxonomy places the organism in Eukaryota, Euglenozoa, Kinetoplastea, Trypanosomatida, Trypanosomatidae. The coding region runs from base 1 to 627 and encodes 208 amino acids. The record is from RefSeq and is a predicted model, not a curated record.
AUGGUGCACUUCAGCGCGCAGUUUCACGAGUCGGUCGAUGAGGCGGGGCUGCGGGAGAAGAUCGACGACAACCCGUACGAGGACGUGUGGGCGCUGUACGACGAGAUGGAGGAGGAGGAGGCCGGCAGCGUCGCCGCCACGGCGCUGGUGAAGCGCUUCGACGGCACCGACUGGGACCUCGCCAUGGAGGCGUACCGCGACGUGCUGGAGGAGACAUUCCGCGAGGACACGGCUGAUGUGCUGCAGAUGCGUGCGGAGCACGUGACGGUGGACAGUAUGGCGGUGGGCAGCCUCAUAGUGCACUUCCGCGUCAGCUCCGUGGACACGCCGGUGGAGACAAUCACAUCGCUCGUGGACAACUACGCGUACCCGAAGGUGUGGGCGCUCUACCUCUCGCGCGAAAGCGAAAGCCGCCGCACCUCGGUGCAGCUCUCCAACACGCGCGCAUCGCGCAAGGUUGAGCCGUUGGUGGUCGAGGAGGGUCUUGAGUCCGAGGAUUCGGUGACGUACCUUCGCAAGGCCCUCGCCGACGCCCGCCGCGACCGGGACAUGUACAUGGAGCAGGCGGAGAAGGCGGAGGAGGAGGUGCAGCGGUCGAGCCAGCGGGCGAGUCAGUACCGCAAGUAA